GUGUGUUUGGGGAUACUCUGUGUCUUCCUGGUGGGGACCAUCACUGCCGUCAUCUACAUGAGUGUGAUAGUGGACAAACAGGAGGCAAAGCUCAGCAACAUCACGGCAGAAAAUCAGCAGCUGAUCGUGGCAAGGAACAUCUUACAGACAAAGACAGACGAGCUGAGCAUGAUAGUGGACGAACAGAAGGCAAAUCUCACCAACCUCACGGCAGAAAAUCAGCAGCUGAUCGUGGCGAGGAGCAUCUUACAGACAGAGACAGACAAGCUGAGUGUGAUAGUGGACGAACAGAAGGCAAAUCUCACCAACCUCACGGCAGAAAAUCAGCAGCUGAUCGUGGCGAGGAGCAUCUUACAGACAGAGACAGACAAGCUGAGUGUGAUAGUGGACGAACAGAAGGCAAAUCUCACCAACCUCACGGCAGAAAAUCAGCAGCUGAUCGUGGCGAGGAGCAUCUUACAGACAGAGACAGACAAGCUGAGCAGAAUCAAUGACAAGUUCAACUGGACCCUGAACACCAUCCUGAAUUUUGACAACUUUCCAGUAAAGAAAAACUGCCCAGAAAAGAAGUGUCGGCUGUGUAAGGAAAACUGGAUUCUGUUCCAGGAAAAGUGCUACCUGAUUGACCUCAGAGACUCUCCUUGGCUGACGUGGGAUGAGAGCCGAAAGCAGUGUCAGAAUUCCAAUGCAGAUCUGGUUGUUAUUGAUAGUCUGGAAGAACAGAAGUUCAUCAGUAAUCACAGCCAAUUCUAUUAUGACAAAUUCCAUGGAUACUGGAUUGGCUUAUAUAAAGAUCCUAAUGAAUCUUCUGAUGACCAAAAGUGGCUCUGGAUUAAUGGACGUAUUGACACUCUAAAGUACUGGUUGCAGGAACAGGACAUUGGUACCCCUGGUCCAUGUGUGAUGGUGAUCCCCAAAAAAAAUCCUUCAGCCAGCUGGGACACAGCAGACUGUAUAAUGCAGAACAGAUUCAUCUGUGAGAUGGACCCUGUGAUAUGGCCUAAUUAGUUACUGCAGUCUUCAUGUUGGGUACAAAAUAUUUUUUCCAAAACAGGAAAAUUGGAUCAUUUUGUCUACCUGUACUGUGUUGUAUACAAAGUUGUGUGAUUAUGUAUAUUUUUAGGUGUUUUUGGUGUCUUUUGGAACAGAAAUCUAGUUUGAAUGAAGCUGUAAAACAUGUAACUCUAAGAAAUGAUGACAAAACAAGACAAUAUCUAUUAGCAGGGGCGUAAAUAUAGACAGUGCGGGCAGUGAAGUCACACUGGGGGCCCGUGAAGCAGGCCAUUCAGCAAUGUGCUUGGUGGAGUGAUUCAGAUUUCCACCUUAAAAAUAAGUUAAAAAUAGUGCCAUCUGCUAUAUAUGUUCU
Larimichthys crocea (large yellow croaker) is the source of this 1366-nucleotide messenger RNA. Its product is annotated as C-type lectin domain family 4 member E. The coding region runs from base 58 to 1008 and encodes 316 amino acids. The record is from RefSeq and is a predicted model, not a curated record. The transcript is spliced from 5 exons. Lineage: Eukaryota; Metazoa; Chordata; Actinopteri; Sciaenidae.